AUGGCUCCUGGAAAUAGUUCUUUUGUGACUGAAUUCGUCUUGGUGGGUUUAACAGACCGGCCAGAACUCCAGCUUCCCCUGUUCCUUCUGUUUCUACUAGUCUACAUUGUCACUGUGCUAGGGAAUGUGAGUUUGAUGUUAUUAAUUGGUCUGAAUUCACACUUGCACACCCCCAUGUACUUCUUUCUCUUUAACUUGUCCUUUGUAGAUUUCUGUUACUCUUCUGUGUUUACUCCCAAAAUGCUGGUUCACUUCACAUCAAAGAAGAAUAUUAUCUCCUACAAUGGAUGCAUGGCCCAACUUUACUUUUUCUGCUUUUUCUCCAUUUCUGAAUGUUAUGUGCUGACAUCAAUGGCCUAUGAUCGCUACGUGGCCAUCUGUAACCCACUGCUGUACAACACUGCCAUGUCCCCUAAGGUGUAUUCUGGUCUGAUGCUUGGUACAUAUUUUAUGGCUUUUUCUGGUGCGAUGGCCCAUACAGGAUUCAUGCUGAGACUGACCUUCUGUGAUGCAAAUACCAUCAACCACUAUUUCUGUGACAUCCUCCCUGUGCUCCAGCUCUCCUGCACCAGCACCAAUGUCAAUGAGAUGGUAGUUUUUGUUGUGGUGAGCAUCAAUAUUGUUGUGCCCACGUUCACUAUCUUUUUUUCUUAUGGCUUCAUCCUCUCCAGCAUCUUCCGCAUGAGCUCCACAGAGGGCAGGUCCAAAGCCUUCAGUACUUGCAGCUCCCACAUAAUGGCUGUUUCUCUCUUCUUUGGAUCAGCUUCUUUUAUGUACCUUAAACCGUCUUCUCCUAUGUCAGUGGAUCAGGGAAAGAUCUCCUCAGUGUUUUAUACCAAUACAGUUCCUUUAAUGAAUCCCAUAAUCUAUAGCUUGAGAAAUAAAGAUGUUAAACUUGCCCUGAGAAAAAUCUUGAGGUGA
Messenger RNA from Erinaceus europaeus (western European hedgehog), 921 nucleotides. Its product is annotated as olfactory receptor 8B3-like. Gene Ontology annotation, biological process: sensory perception of smell; G protein-coupled receptor signaling pathway. The transcript has a single exon. The coding region runs from base 1 to 921 and encodes 306 amino acids. Gene Ontology annotation, molecular function: olfactory receptor activity; odorant binding; G protein-coupled receptor activity. NCBI's taxonomy places the organism in Eukaryota, Metazoa, Chordata, Mammalia, Eulipotyphla, Erinaceidae. Gene Ontology annotation, cellular component: membrane. The record is from RefSeq and is a predicted model, not a curated record.